AUAACAAAUACACUGUUUGACAAGUGCAGCUGAUCCCUAAAUAAAAAAGUACUUUUGGGUGUUUUAAUGAAAAUCUCUUGAAUUUAUUAUUUUUGUUUGAAUUUACAAUUAUUUAAAUAUGUCAAAAUAUCGAAGAGAGGUUUUAGCCAUAUUUAAAAAAUUGCAUGUAACCCGCCUCAAAUUAUUCCAAGGCGAUGAACCGAACCUGGGAAAAGCCCGUGCAAAAAUCAAUCUUGAGUUUAAAAACCAUAAAGUUGUGGAAAGCGAAGCUGAAAUUCCCGAAUUGAUUGAAGUCGCCAAACAAGUGGAACAUUUUUACCGAACACAAGUGGUCCAAGCCGUUGAAGUAGACGGAGAACGUAAACGAUUAAUUAUCAGAGAAGAAACGGAAAAAUUAGAUAAUAAAGAAUUUGACGAGAACGCAAAACUGACGACCCGACGAGGUACAAAACAAUGUUGCAACAAAAAACCCGAAUAGAAUAGUUGUAAAAUCAAUUCUAAUUUAUUAUUGUUAUUAUUUUCAAUUUGAAUGAAAAUGUUUUUAAAACAAAAACAUUUAUUAGUCAAGAUAUUAGAGACAAAAAUAUUAAAUUGUUUUUCAUUUUUUUGAUCAAUUAAAUGACUAAAAUGAAAGUAUAAAAAAGUGCAUAGGAUUUUUUCAAAUUUUAAACAUACUUAAUAGAAUGGUAAAAAAAUGUCAAUCCAAUUAUUAGGAGCAUAGUCAAAUCUCUAUUUUUUUUAUUCUGGUGCAGCAAUCUGCAAUUCUAGAUAGUUAUCAUCUUUGACACUUAAUGUUUAUUUGGCAUGUCUUCUUGAAGAGUACGCACAGACCAUUUUUACUACAUGCAGUCACGAUUAUGGGUCGGAGUCAUAUUUGAAUCGAUGUGAUCUUAGGUACCUUGGAAAUCGUCAUGGGCAAUUGGGGUGGCAUGAGGCCACCUGAGACUUCCCUGUAUCCACCGCAUACCAAUUUUUGGACGGCUUGUUCGAUAUGAAAUUCAGUCGAUAGUUUUCCUUUCAAUGUUUUCUAUAACCACACGUCUCCCUAUUGAAUCGCCAACUUCAGAAGCCAUCAACUAUAGAUGUCAACUUUAAAGGUUUAUAUUUUUGUGAAAAUAAUUCCUCAUGACUUUCAACGGUAUUUAGUGCAAUUUCUUUAAGAUCAGCUCCCUUAUCUGGGAUAAAGCAGGAAUUAUUAGUGCAUUGUGCAAGGUAUUGGAUAUAAGAAACUAAAAAAUAAUCCGCGACUUUCCAAACGUUUUGCUCGUUCACGAAAAUGGAUGAAUUUUUUAGAUACCCAUGUGGAAUACUAUUCUGGUGUAAAAAAUGUAUUGCCUCAACAAUGCAUGCAAUGGCAUUGUCAGCUGCCUCAUAUCUCCACCCGGUAGUAUUUCUGAUUUGUCUGGCACUUGUUGACUUUUUGAUUGCAUCCCGAAUAAUAUAAAUGUUUACCCAAUGUAGAUCCUCAAUGAAAAUUGAACUUUUACAUCUGCUGCAUUUCGACUCAUGCAUUCAUUUCUAUUUCCGGAUCGGCAUUGCAAUUUGCAUUUUGGUCUUAAUAAAAUUCUCUUCAAUUUGAUAUGAAUUAUGUGCAAUGGUUCGCUAGUGUCUCUGUAAGUUCCUGAAUAUGUGACUACGCCAUUUUUUAAAUGUUCUAUGACACAAAUGAAAUCAAUUGAAAGAAAAAAAAACUUAUUAAAAUUAAGUGACCAAUAUUAGCUUAUGAUUUAAAUCCAUUUUUGUUACAGAACUAUUUUUAUAUCAACGUUUACAAUUUUACAAAUCCACCUAUAGUAGCGACAUCUAGUGCAUUUAUUAUGUAUUAUACACGAUUUUCAAUUGUUUCUCUCUAACUGAAAGGAACCUAAUAAAGUUCUGUAAAUCAA
This is a messenger RNA of Contarinia nasturtii (swede midge), 1886 nucleotides long. RefSeq names its product complex III assembly factor LYRM7. The record is from RefSeq and is a predicted model, not a curated record. The coding region runs from base 119 to 478 and encodes 119 amino acids. Lineage: Eukaryota; Metazoa; Arthropoda; Insecta; Diptera; Cecidomyiidae. Gene Ontology annotation, biological process: mitochondrial respiratory chain complex III assembly. The transcript is spliced from 3 exons.